GGGAUUGACGCGGGUCAGCCACUAAUGACUCUCAUAUCGUCAGAUUGUCUGCCUCUAGUUUCGGUUCUAAGAUUAUCUUGAACUAAGACGUAUUAUUUCUGGUUGCUGUCUACUGCUUUUUUAUUCGAUUCCUUACGCUACUCUGUCUGCUCCCCUAGUACACAAAGUACCUUUUGGCUAGAUGCAAACCGCUACGUAUUUGGCUAACCUACCAAGAUGAUAAGACUGAAAUAAUGCGGACUUGGACCUGGCUCUGAUUAAGCUACCACGAGCAUUGGGACAGUGCUUUUUUAAAAUGGGGAGCUUUGUAACGGGUUAAACUAUCUAUUCCUAGUUUCUGUCCUAAGAUUGUCGUAAUAUGAGACUUAUGCUAUUGCUGGUUUCUGCCUUUUGUUCUUCGUAGCAAAUAUAAAUACACUGCGUCUGCUUAGUCGUUGACUCGCCUUUUCUUUUUCUUUUAGUCCUCACAAUACUCUGCCUGCUCCCCUAGUACUCAAAGUGCCUUUUGGCGGGACGCAAACCGCUACACUUUGUAAAGGAAUUGGCUUUUCGUCCUGUUUUUCUUUGCUGGAAGGCUUACUGCAUUUACCAACUUGAUUUCCAGAGUUUCCUGUCCACGCAUUUAAACUGUUAGGUCUUGACAUCAUCUUGCUGAAUUAACCCUUGCUUCUUUAAACCUAUAUACACAGUGCUUAACUGUUUCUAAUCAAAGUAUUCACAGGUUAAGCGUAAAUAUUCUAGCAUUUAAGGGUCACAGUACAGUUCUCAUAUUUUGUGUACUUGUGAGGUGCAUUGGACAGCAUCUAGUCCUCGUGGAGCCGAAAGUAAUUUGAUGAGAAACGUUGUCAUUUCUUUGAAUUUAUUCUUGAAAAAGCCUUUUUACCAAUCAACUUACGGAGAACUACUUCGAGUUGCUUGUAAACGGCGGAUUCAUGGAUUCACUGAUGGGCUUGAAAAUAUUAUCGAAACAAAAGUUUCUGAAACUGAUGUUAGUAAACGCAUUUCUGGUCAAGAGUUAACGUACAAAGGAAAAAAUGAGCGUGUCAUAUUUUCAGCCAAUCAAGUUAGUGUCAAUCGCCCGGUCGAAGAUAGGUGGAUGGCUUCUCAUUUUGGUGAAGGGGACUUUAAUUCUCUUACUCUCAGCGAUCACAAACAGUCGAACGAUGAGAAAUCGGUUUAUGGUGGUACAUUAUUUACGGUUGUUGAUGGGCAUGGUGGACAUGCUUGUGCUCAUGCAGUCAAUUUGCUACACAGUGAUUACAUAAUUUCUGGUCUUCUACCUCCAAAAGUAUCUGAAAUCGCUUUACGAAAUCUCCACCAAAUUAAGGAGUUACGUACUCCGCGUUCAAUUUGUGAGUUGGCGGUCACAUUGUGGAUGACUUCUGGUGCAGUGGUUACCGGGGAAUCUGAACGCAUCGAGUUUGGUUUGAAAGCGGAUAAAAAUUCCAGAUUUCCCAAUCCUAAUCUGACUUCUAUGCAUAAUCAGCCUAGUGUUAGCUGGGGGCCUUGGGGUCCCUGGGGCCCUCUACCGUUGUCUGUUCGUGAUGCACAUAUUGGACACAUCAGUAAAUUUCUUGAAGAACUACUGUCAACCUGUGAUGAAAGGGAGUUUUUCUACAGUGAUAAUAGUGAGGGUGAUAUGAUUGAUCCAGAUGGGUUCAUUACUGCUCCAUUAAAUGCGAUUAAGGAAACUGUCAUGAAAUACUCCGAGCCUUCGUCUUCGUUAAGGCGAUCAGAAGAUCCCACUUUGUCCUCAGACUUCGAUCAGUCUGUUGAUAAUUUGCGCAACUAUAUAGCGGCUACUGCUUGGGCCCUGAGGAACGGUCUUCUUCGAAUGGAUCUGGAUACGUCUUUGGCAGCAUGCCCUACUUUCCAUGGUCCUGUGUUAGACAAAGCUUUGUUGCGUGUUGUGUUUGCUGGUUGUGUAGCAACCUCGGUCUAUAUACCUCGACAUCGAAAAGAAAUUUUUGCUGCUCAGGUAGGUGAUUGUGGGGCUGUAAUUGGAAGUUAUUCACCUCCUUGUGAAGUUCCAGUUACAAUUCCAUCUUCGAUAGACAUAUACACUCAGACCUCUGGGGAAUAUACUAAAGAGCAUUGGGAAGCCAAGCUGUUGAUUCCUCCUCAUAUAUCUGAAAAUGAAGCAGAUGUUCGGAGAAUUAAAUCAAGUCAUCCUGUCCAUGAAGCUGAAUUUAUAAUCCGAGAUGGUCGACUUCUUGGUGAAUUAAUGCCUUUACGUGCAUUUGGAGAUAUUCGUUUCAAAUGGUCAACAGAUGAUUUGAAGAACAUCGCACGCUUAUUGGAUCUCCCCCCUAAUUAUCCUAUCUCUCCACGUUUUUAUGCCAGUCCACCCUAUUUAGUUGCUACACCUCAAGUUUUGUGGAAACCUCUUUCUCCUCUUUGUGAUCACUUCUUAAUCUUGGGGACAGAUGGCUUGUGGGAUAUGAUUUCACCAGCAGAGGCUGUGGAUGUGGUUGCUCGUCAUUGGUAUGAUUAUAAAGGUAAUCCAUCUUGUGGUUCUGGGGAUACUGCUGCUAGUCGUUUAAUUCGAACUGCACUUGGUGGUACAGAAAUGAAUUCCGAACAAAUAGCCUUACACUUUUCAAUGCCAGCUUCUUUAGCUAGAUAUUAUCGGGAUGAUAUUACUGUUAUAGUUGUUUACUUACCUACUGCUUUCUGCGAUUCUUUGUAAUGAUUAAUUAUUACUUAUGUGUAAUUCAGAUUAGUUGUUUCUAUUCCAACUCUAGUUCUCAUCUGCCUAUACUCUUGUUUACUCUCCCAAAUAUCUUAGGUAUCGGUAUCAUAUGCACAGAAAUGAAGUAUUUCACACAAGCUAAAAAUCUGUAUGUUGAUUAGUUUCUGGUGUUUAUUCAGCAAUGUGAUAAAUACUUUUAUAGUUUCUUUAUCCUCUGACUUUAUUAAAUUAUCUUUUUUAUGUGGUAGCUUUUGUAAUGUAAAAUAGUAUGACCUAUCAUCGACUAGUUAACUGACCACUUAUUAAAACUCGAUGUAUAUUGAAACUGCAUUUAAAUCCUUUCAUAUAUAUUGUAUUACAUUAUUAACUAAUCUAAGUUAUUACGAUUAGUUGCUUUUAGCCACUUUCUUAUAGUAAACUUUCGCUUUGUAACCCUAACUAUACUUUUCUACUGAAAUUUCCUAUGUAUCCGAUAGAAUGUAUAUCAUUAUAGUUAUUGUUGUUUACAAUUGUUCGAACUCAGUUAAAUCACAUUUCAACACUUAGUUAUCUUAGUUUACUUUUCAUUUUAAAAAGUUUUAUUUGAUGCUUGUAUAUCUAAGGUUCCUUCGUCAUGAUAUCACAAAUGUAAUUGUGGAAGUUGGUAUAAUUGGGAAAAGAAUUACUCAAAAAAUUACUGUGAUUAUCAUCCUACUAAUUAGUAUGCUACUGUCAUCAACCAGGUCUCGUUAGUUCAACAAUUUUAUUUUAAUCCGUUAAACUGUGAACAUAAAAAGUGCAAAUGGGUUGUUGUUACUACCAUUAUUAUUCAUAAUGUAUAAUCAGAUAUGUUUUAGCUUGUGUAUGUGUUUUUACAUUAAUCUUUUGUUUUCAAAUGUAUCCAAUUAUUUUCUAUCAUACCUUACCUUCCUGUACUUUUGAUUCGUUCAUGUUUGAUAUUUUUGAAUAAGAGAGGCCAGUAUACAUUGUAUUCUUGACUUGUAUAUUUAUUAUUCGUUAUCUCUUCCAGCUAUCUUCUGGUAAACUUAUCAUUAUCCACUGCCUUCCUUACUGAGUUUGAUGUCUCUUUCUUUUCGGGAAAAAUAUAAAGUUAAAAAAGUAAGAAGAAUUCGAGAUAAAGUAAUCACGUAUCGUAUCACUUUUCUACCGAUCAUCAGGUAUGAGUUCACGUGUUAUAAAUUGUUAAUUUGUUUUUACUCAGUGGUUUUGGUAUAUUUGUGUAAUAAUGAGUUAUAAAUCAGAAAUGUCUUUAUGAUUAAAUAUUGUUUGUACAUAAAAAAUCCAAUAUAAUUCUUUACUAGUCAUA
Schistosoma spindalis is the source of this 3998-nucleotide messenger RNA. The record is from the annotation of a GenBank genome assembly. NCBI's taxonomy places the organism in Eukaryota, Metazoa, Platyhelminthes, Trematoda, Strigeidida, Schistosomatidae.